AUGGCUGGAAUCAGUAUGGCACUAGCACCUGUCGAAAAUGCUACCGACUGUGAAAAGGAUAUCGUUCGUCCAGUUGCAAACUUCUCUCCUAGCUUAUGGGGUGAACAAUUUACCAAAUUUGCUUUUGAUACUGAGUUAGCACAAAAAUAUGUCCGGGAGAUUGAACGGUUAAAGAAUGAAGUGAGAAGCACGUUAACAGCUCCUGAGAAUACCUUGGUGCAGACGAUGAAUUUGAUUGACAUACUUGAGCGCUUGGGCGUAUCAUAUCACUUUGAAGAUGAAAUUGAAGAACUACUAGAACGUUUCUUUAAUCUCAACUCAAAUUAUGAAGAUGAAGCUUAUGACUUGUACACUGUUGCACUUCAUUUUCGUUUAUUUAGGCAGCAUGGCUACCGUAUAUCUUGUGGUAUCUUUAAGAAAUUCACAGAGGAGAACGGAAGUUUCAAAGAGACUAUUAAGCAGGAUGCAAGAGGCUUGCUAAGCUUAUAUGAAGCAGCAUACUUAAGAGUGCAGGGAGAAGAUAUACUAGAAGAUGCCAUUGCUUUCACAACAGACAACCUCAAAUCUAUGGCGCCACAUCUAAGCUCUACCCUUGAGAAACAAGUAGCUCAUGCCCUCGUGCAAUGCCUCCAUUUUGGGAACCCAAGAAUUGAGGCACAUAAUUUUAUCUCCAUCUACGAAGAAGAUGAGUCCAAGAACGAAUUGCUGUUGAGGUUUGCCAAAUUAGACUAUAAUUCACUACAAAUGUUGCAUAAACAGGAGCUCUAUGAAGUCUCAAGGUGGUGGAAGGAGUUGGACCUUGUUUCUAAGCUUCCUUAUGCUAGAGAUCGAGUCGUAGAAUGUUUUUUUUGGGCUAUGGGAGUGUAUCAUGAACCUCAAUAUUCAAUUGCUCGAAUCAUGCUAACCAAAACCAUUGCAAUGACGUCAAUAAUAGAUGACACAUAUGACGCAUAUGGUACAGUUGAAGAACUUGAGAUUUUUACGGAGGCCAUAAUGAGGUGGGAUAUUAGUGAAAUUGGUCGGCUACCAGAAUAUAUUAAACCAUUCUAUAGUGCUCUUCUAAAUCUUUAUGAGCAAUUUGAGGAAGAAUUAUCCAAAGAUGGAAGAUCUUAUGCAGUUCAUUAUGCAAAAGAAGCAUUGAAAGAACUUGUGAGAACGUACUAUGUGGAAGCGAAGUGGUUCAUUGAAGGAUACUUGCCACCAUUUUCUGAGUACAUGAGCAAUGCCUUAAUAACAUGCACUUACGUUUAUCAUACAACAACAUCAUUGUUGGGGAUCAAAUCUGUGACCAAGGAAGAAUUUGAAUGGCUAAACAAUAAACCUAAAAUUCUUAUGGCCAGCCUCAUAAUAUGUCGACUCAUUGAUGACAUUGCUACCUAUGAGGUUGAGAAAGAAAGGGGCCAAAUUGCUACUGGUAGAGGAAUAAUCUGCAUCAAUGUUGGAAUUCAACAUAUAACAGAAACGAAUGGAAUCAGCUACCUAGUGUAG
Messenger RNA from Fraxinus pennsylvanica, 1488 nucleotides. The record is from the annotation of a GenBank genome assembly. Lineage: Eukaryota; Viridiplantae; Streptophyta; Magnoliopsida; Lamiales; Oleaceae.